Molecule: messenger RNA, 3946 nt
Organism: Zingiber officinale
Lineage: Eukaryota; Viridiplantae; Streptophyta; Magnoliopsida; Zingiberales; Zingiberaceae
Product: putative disease resistance protein RGA3
Exons: 1
Coding region: 79-3906 (1275 amino acids)
Biological process (GO): defense response to other organism
Molecular function (GO): protein binding; ADP binding
Source: RefSeq, a predicted model, not a curated record
CUUCUCUUUUCUCCUCUAAAUCUAUCAUUAGCCACAUCCACACCAAACAACUUCUGCAUCCUUAAUUCAUCCGGAGCUAUGGCAGGAGCUUUGGUAGGUGCCACGGCUGGCUUCUUAGCCAACAAGGUGGCAAUUCUCGUCGAACUCGACGAGAAACUCAAGGCAAUGGCUGGUACCGAAAGGAAGAUGGAGAAGUUCAAGGAGUUGUCCACGAUCAUUGACAUGGUGAUUCAAGACGUUGAGUCCCACCCUUCUAUUAACGAUGCUGUGAAAGAAUUGCUGAAGAAUCUCAAAUACUUGGCCUACGAUCUCGAAGAUGCUGCGGAUUACUAUGACACCAAAGUCUUGCAGAAGAAUCAGAGACCCAAAACUUUUUUAAGGCCGGUGCGUAAUUUCUUCUCUUCUGAUAAUAAAGUUGUGUUUAAGGGCAGGGUAGGUGGCACGAUAAAAGCUAUAACAGAAAGUCUGGAAUCUAUUUUGCUGCAAAAGUCCAUUCUUCUCAAUUUGCCACAAGGCGGUGUCCGAAUGUCGGAACAAAGAGAGAUCCACUCCUGCAAUAGCUUUGUUGUUAUAGGGAGAGAACCAGAGAAGAAUAAGAUUGUCGACAUGUUAACAAAUGAUGAUGAUGAUGAAAGCAGCCAUAGCACAUUGAAGGUCAUUGCCAUCGUUGGGAUGGGUGGCCUGGGGAAGACUACACUUGCUCAGCAUGUUUUCAAUGAUGAGAAGGUGAAAGCACAUUUUGCAAGUUCCAGAAUGUGGACAGUUGUCGGGGCUGAAUUUGAUCCCACAAAGAUAAUGAAGUCUGUAUUAGAAUUGGCUACAAGUAAAUCAGUCAACUUCUUAGAAAUAGAUUUAGUGAGGCAGAAAAUAGAAAAAGCGUUAUCCAGGAAGAGAUUUCUGAUCGUGCUAGAUGAUGUAUGGAAUGAAGAUCCAUAUGAGUGGGGUAAACUGAAAGCAGCCUUAACAUGUGGGGCAAGAGGAAGCAAAAUUUUGGUGACAACCCGUAGCCUACAUGUCUGUUCGAUUAUGAGCUCAUCCAAUACCACCACCCACCAAAUACAACAGUUGUCCAAAGAUGAUUGUUUGUCCUUGUUUCAACAAUUUGCUUUUGGAGAUAACGAAGCAGAUGAUCAUCAAAACUUGAUGGAAAUUGGUGGAAAGAUUGUUGAGAAAUGUGGCGGUGUGCCCUUGGCUGCCAUAUCUCUUGGUAGCAUGCUCCGUAGCACUCGAGAUGAGACUUAUUGGUCCUCAGUAUUGAAGAGUGAAAUAUGGCAACUCCGAGAUGAGGAACAGAAAGUGUUAGCUGUACUAAAGUGGAGCUAUGCCACUCUUCCUCUACGGUCAAAGAAGUGUUUUGCAUUUGGUUCCUUAUUCCCGAAAGACUAUAUGAUGCGAAAGGAUCAAUUGAUAAAGCUAUGGAUAUCAAAUGGUUUUGUACGUUCAGAAAAUUUUUUUGAUGCUGAAACAGUGGGCAACCGUGUUUUUGAUGAUCUUGUGCUGAGAUCAUUCUUUCUCUUGGCCCCUUUUGAAGAUGAUCCUCAUGUAACACACUGUACGAUGCAUGAUUUGAUGCAUGACCUAGCACGAUCAGUAUCUGCAGAUGUAUAUUGGAAUUCUAUUCAAGACUCAGUGGAAGUUAUUGGAAACAGAACAUAUCAUUUGUAUCUAGACUCAACAGAUGUAUCAAAAAUUACUGAGGCCUUUGGCAAGCACUUGCGUACCCUUAUAUUAAGCAGUUGUAGGUUAUUUCUGAAUGUCAAUCUACUUGAAAUUGUUUCCUCAGAACUGAAAUUCAAAUUUGUACGGGUGUUAGAUUUAAGUUGCAAUGACAUCGAGGAGAUGCCAUCGUCAAUAGGAAAUCUGAUACAUUUGAGGUACCUCAACUUAUCUAAUAAUCAUAUUGAAGUUCUACCCGACUCCAUAACCCAUCUCCCCAAUUUACAGUAUCUCAAUCUCGAUUUCAAUUACAAACUUCGAGAGCUACCAAAAGAUUUAGGGAAUAUGCAAAGCCUUCGAGAGCUUACUUGCAGGCGUCGGGAUUUCGUAGGUAGUGUUUUCCAAAGUGGUAACGGAUUGACACACAUGCCCCAUGGGUUGUCACGACUAACUAAUCUUCGAAGUUUACCUGUCUUUGUUGCUGGGGACAGAACUGGCGCAUGCUCAAUUUUAGAACUUGAGGAUUUGAAGCUUCAUGGAAAAAUGGAAAUUAUAUUUUCCAAAGAUUUUAAGAAUUAUUCUUGUGGUGGAAGAAAAAUCUUGAAGAAUAAAGAUCUUAAUGAACUAUACAUAGUGUUUAAUCGUUUGGAGAGUAAUGACAAGGACGUGUUGGAUGAUCUUUGUCCCAACACGAGCUUAAAGAAGUUAAUCAUAUUCGACUAUGGGAGCCCACAGUUUCCAUCAUGGUUGAUAGAGUUACCACUGCCAAAUUUGGUUGAAGUUUGCCUCGUAAACUGCCGUGUUUGUGAGCAUAUUCCUCCGUUUGGAAAUCUACAGUUUCUUAAGAAGCUCGACUUAAAGUUUAUCAGUGACAUCACACAUAUGGGUGCUGAGUUCCAUGGGUACAGAGGCUUUCCUUCCCUUCGAGAACUCUGCUUGACUCGUAUGAAUAAUUUAGAGGAAUGGUCAGAGUAUCAUGGUGUCCAUGAGUUCUUCCCUAAACUGCAUCUGCUGCAGGUUUCCGAUUGUUGCAAAUUGAAAAGUAUGCCGAGACUUCCUAGAAUCCAAGAGCUUGUGAUAUCAUGCUGCAACGGGAGCCUACUCUCUUGUAUCGGAAGGAUGACUUCUCUUUCUGUUCUCAAAGUGAGCCAUAUGUACAACAUGACAUCUCUUCCAAGUGGCUGCAUCAGAAACCUCACAUCCUUGACAGAAUUAAAAAUUACAAAUUGCAUAGAACUCCAAUCUCUUCCUGGGGAUGAAAUGCAACACCUAGAAAUGCUUCGUUUAUUGACCAUUGAACGGUGUUAUAAUUUGGCAUCCUUCCCGUCGGAAGUGGGACGUCUCAGUUCUCUUUGUUCUCUACGGCUCUUAGAUUGUCAUCUUAUAAUAUUUCAGCCAGAAGAACUUGUACAAAUCUUGAAUUUAGUACAUCAGUUCCAAAUACAGAUUUGUGGCAACGAAGUUAAUUUACGCGGGCAACUGCAAUACUUACACACAAUCAGAGAAUUGUCUCUACGUGGUGCACAUUAUGGAUUUACUAAGUUCAAGAUUAGGAAAGGAAUCGCAAAACUAAGUAUUUGUUGUUGUGAUGAAUUGGAGUCCUUGAUGACAGCAGAACCAACAAGCAGGGUGCUAGAAAAACUAUGCAUAGAUGGAAUUUCCAAUCUCACGACCUUGCCUGACUGGCUACAACAUCUCAGUUCUCUUUGUUUUCUACAGCUCUCAGGUUGUCCAAGUAUAAUAUUGCAGCCAGAAGAACUCGUACAAAUCCUGAAUUCAAUACAUAAUUUCCAAAUACAGAUUUGUGGAAACAGAGUCAAUUUACUUGGGCAACUGCAACACUUGCACACGCUCAGAGGACUGUCUCUAAGUGGUGCACAUUAUAGAUCAUCUAUCUACGAGUACCGUGAACGAUAUGAAGAUUCAGAAUUAAGUAUUUGUUGUUGUGAUGAAUUGGCGUCGUUGAUGACAGCAGACGCAGCAAGUAGUAUUGUUUUAGAAGAACUAUAUAUAGAUGGAAUUUCCAAUCUCACAACCUUGCCUGACUGGCUACAACAUCUCAAGUCUCUUCGUCAUCUAUCAAUCAAGAACUGCUCACAAUUAGGAACGCUGCCAAGGGGCUUGAAGAAUCUACAUAUGUUGGAAACUUUGAGUAUUUUCAACUGCCCACAAUUGAAAAGAAGAUACGAAAAUGAGAUUGGCGAAGAUUGGCCGACCAUCUCACAUGUGUCAUACGUUGAUAUUUCAUAGGCUCCUCAGUCCUCAGAUGAAACUGGACCUGAUUGGAAAG